AUGGAUCCAACACCAGUAAAGCUACCUAUUCACGAUCAUCCUCUUUUUCCGACAGCUCUUUUUACCGGAGGUUCAUGUAGAGGUUGCCAUGUAAAUGAGGACAUGUACGGUGGCUACUUUUGCCCUAAGCUUGGUUGUUCUGCUACGUUCCAUAAGGAGUGCGGCGAGGCACCAUUGGAGAUAAGCCAUCGUUCCCACCCUCAACAUCCUCUCAUGCUCACACACGACGACUCGGGAGAGAGUCCAUGUGAUUUUUGUGGACAAAAGCUAUUGCCUCCCUAUUAUAGUUGUUCAACAUGUCAUUUCAAGGUGGAUUUGAUUUGUGGGGUGAAACCAUUACCAACUACUAUUGAACAUCCAAUGUGUCAUGAACAUCCACUUGUCUUCUUGAAGACACAAGAAGACAAUAUCCUUUGUGAAUUUUGCAAGGAGUCUAUUCGCGGACCUUCCUAUGCUUGUCUUGGAUGCUAUGUGUAUUUUCAUGUGGAUUGUGUCAAUCUAUCUAAAGAGGUAAACCAUCCUUGUCACUCUAGUCACCCUCUUAAACUCAUCGUAUCUGAUACACUUUUAGAUGAUGCUGAGAAGUCUUGUCUUAUAUGUGAAAAAGCAAAAGGUUUGGUUUAUCACUGUUCCAUCUGUAAUUUCACCAGCUGUGUAAGUUGUACCAAAAACCCACCACCUCUUGUUAUUGAGCACACCAAGACCCAUGAACAUCCACUUACUCGGUUUUCUAAGAGAAUCUCAUAUACUUGUGAUGUUUGUGGGCUAGCAGGCAUGACAAGUCUUUAUAUUUGUGCUCAGUGCGAUUUUGUUAUCCACAUAAACUGUAUAGGCUUCCCCCGCGUCGUCAACAUCAAUAGACAUGAGCAUCACAUUUCUUUCACUUAUCAUCCUCGUACCGGGUAUUCAAGAUGUGGAGUCUGCCGCCAAUAUAUAAGUCAGUACAAGGGAGCCUAUUAUUGCCUUGUUUGCCCUAACUAUGCAGUUCAUUUUAUGUGCGCGAUUAAGUUUAGCGGAUGGGAUGGUAUAGACUAUGAAGGGACACCAGAUGAGAUCAUAGAAGAUGUUUCCGCAUACAAGGUGGUGGGUGAUAACUUGAUAUGUCAUUUCAGCCAUGAGAUACAUCCUCUAAAGCUCCACAAGGAAUAUAUCAUUCAUGAUGAUCACAAACGAUGUGAAGGAUGUAUCCAUCCACUAGGAUUUGGCUCCAUCUACGUUUGCGAAGAAUGCGGAUUUUUUCUCCAUGAAAAGUGUGCUAAUCUCCCUAUGAAGAAAAAAUUCGUCUUCGACUAUUUAAAAUACACUUUGAAAGCUGUUCGAGGAGUUAGUUACUGCAAGUUUUGUAACACAUUAUCCGGUGGUUUCAAGUACACAGCACAAGGAAGGGUCGAUAUAGAUGUACAUUGUGGUUCCUUAUCCGAGCCUUUCGUCCAUGAUGGACAUAUACAUCCCCUAUAUAUACAAGUAGUUCAAGCCAUUUGCGGAGGAUGCAAUAACAAGAUAUAUGGUUGUGCGAUGCGUUGUGAUAAUCAUGACUUUACUUUAUGUUUGUAUUGUGCUAGUUUGCCAGGAAAGAUUUGGCAUAAGAACGACGACGCGCACCCUCUCAGUUUAUGUUGUGGCGAAAAGGCAAGUAUCAAAUAUUGGUGUGACAUUUGCGAAGGGGAAUUAGAUCCAAAUGUAUGGUUCUAUACAUGUUAUGAUUGCGGAGUAACCUUGCAUACUUAUUGUGUACUAGGAGAUUUCUCACGUCUCAUGCCAGGGCAGUUGAUCUACUCUAUGGGAAUAAUACUUGAGGUGGUUCUUAAUAAUCACAACACUCGACUAUUAUGCAGCCAAUGUCAUUGUCGAUCCAAGGUCUCGGUCAUGUUACGAGAUUGUAAGAAAUACAACGAAUAUAUUUGUUCCGGUUCAUGUUUAUCGAGGUUUUUGGGGUCUCCGUCAUCUUAAGAGAUUGUAAGAAAUAUCACACUUGGAACGAGACCAUAUAACAUGGUCUCGAGC
Molecule: messenger RNA, 2004 nt
Organism: Capsella rubella
Lineage: Eukaryota; Viridiplantae; Streptophyta; Magnoliopsida; Brassicales; Brassicaceae
Exons: 1
Coding region: 1-1950 (649 amino acids)
Source: RefSeq, a predicted model, not a curated record